Bombus pascuorum is the source of this 979-nucleotide messenger RNA. RefSeq names its product E3 ubiquitin-protein ligase MARCHF3-like. Lineage: Eukaryota; Metazoa; Arthropoda; Insecta; Hymenoptera; Apidae. Gene Ontology annotation, molecular function: ubiquitin-protein transferase activity; zinc ion binding. Bases 26 to 769 code for a protein of 247 amino acids. The record is from RefSeq and is a predicted model, not a curated record. The transcript is spliced from 2 exons. Gene Ontology annotation, biological process: protein ubiquitination.
GUUAAACAGCUAAAAAUAGACUAUAAUGAUUGGUCAGAGGAGUUCCGUGGAAAGUGUCCUAGAAAAAAUUAUAGCAAAAGUUGAAGCAGAAUCGAACCAAAAAAAUACAGGUAUUAAGUUGACCAUAAAACGAAAACUCAAUAAUUCAAAACAUGAUUCGAAUAAAAGAGCGAAAUUGAAUCUACAUGAAUCCCUUGAUGAGGCGACACAUUGUCGUAUUUGCUACGAUUCUUCUCACCAAUUACCCAUUACAUAUCCCUGCAAGUGUAAGGGAACCAUGGGUGCAAUCCAUUUGAAGUGUCUAGAACAUUGGCUAGAGGAAAGUAACAGAAAUAGCUGCGAAUUAUGUGGACACCAGUUCGAGAUCAGACGAACUCCUCGUUACCAUGUUCUACAUUCUAUAUUAAUUUGGGUGUGUCUUAAUCAACAGCAACAUCAAUUGUAUGUUCGAAGUUUGAAGGCCGAUUUACUUCGGAGCAUUAUUAUUACGCCUAUGGCGAUAGGAUGUUCUUAUAUUUGUAUAGUCGCGGCCGAUUUUUACGCCAAAAAUAAUUACGAUAGCUUUCCCCCAGCGCGGUGGUCAACUUAUUUAUUAUUAGCUAUGAUGUCUCUGUUACUCUUCUCUUAUUUUAUAUGGAUGUACAUGGCGAUACAGUAUCAUCAGAAGAUCUGGUUUUAUUGGUGGCAAAAGACAAGUACAGUAAGAGUUAUAUUGAAUCCAGAAAAUAGAACUUCAAUAAACUACAAGUCUAACGUAUCACAAGUUUAACAAUUACUGAACACUUAUACCCGUAACAGCAGAUACUUUUACGAUAGUCAUUAGGAUGCUCUUCUUUUGAUUGAAAUUUUUCCUCGACUUAAUUGGGAUAUAUAUAUACGCACUUUGCUUCCAUCCGAAACUUUCUUCACCCAUAUCUAUAAAAUGAGGAAAUUAUAAUUUAAGAGAAACAUUAUAAUAAAAAGAAAGAAAUUUUAUGAA